UGUGUUUGGUAUAUAAAUCUUCCACAACUCUUAGCCUCUUUCUCUUUAACUCCACGGCGCAGAUCCGAGGAGUUUGGAAGAAACCCUAAUAAAAGCUCUCAUUUUUGCUCUAAAAACGCACCUAAGACUCUCUAAGUUCUCUCUUUAUUGAUCAUCAAUAUUAGCAGGUAUGGCAGGUGUGGCACCAGAAGGAACUCAAUUUGAUGCUCGUCAGUAUGAUGCCAAGAUGUCUGAGUUGCUCCAGUCUGAUGGACAAGACUUCUUCACUUCGUAUGAUGAGUCAUAUGACAGUUUUGAUGCAAUGGGAUUGCAGGAAAACCUUUUGAGGGGUAUCUAUGCUUAUGGUUUUGAGAAGCCUUCUGCAAUUCAGCAAAGGGGAAUUGUUCCAUUCUGCAAAGGGCUCGAUGUGAUUCAGCAGGCUCAGUCCGGAACUGGAAAGACAGCUACUUUCUGCUCUGGCAUUUUGCAGCAACUUGAUUAUGGUCUUGUCCAAUGUCAGGCUUUGGUUUUGGCACCCACUAGGGAACUUGCUCAACAGAUUGAGAAGGUCAUGCGAGCCUUGGGUGAUUAUCUCGGUGUUAAGGUUCAUGCUUGUGUUGGAGGGACUAGUGUCCGUGAGGAUCAACGCAUUCUUCAAGCUGGUGUCCAUGUUGUUGUUGGUACUCCUGGUCGUGUCUUUGAUAUGCUGCGUAGGCAAUCUCUUCGCCCAGAUUAUAUUAAGAUGUUUGUACUUGAUGAGGCUGAUGAGAUGCUUUCCCGGGGUUUUAAGGAUCAGAUCUACGAUAUCUUCCAGCUGCUUCCCUCAAAAGUUCAGGUUGGGGUUUUCUCUGCCACAAUGCCUCCAGAAGCUCUCGAAAUUACAAGGAAGUUCAUGAACAAGCCUGUGAGAAUUUUGGUUAAACGUGAUGAGCUCACCCUUGAGGGUAUCAAGCAGUUUCAUGUGAAUGUUGAGAAGGAAGAAUGGAAACUAGAAACCCUCUGUGAUCUGUAUGAGACUUUGGCCAUCACCCAGAGUGUCAUCUUUGUCAAUACCCGGCGUAAGGUUGACUGGCUCACUGACAAGAUGAGAAGCCGUGACCACACAGUUUCUGCUACCCAUGGAGACAUGGACCAGAACACUCGUGAUAUCAUUAUGCGGGAAUUCCGCUCUGGCUCUUCUCGUGUUCUCAUCACCACUGAUCUCUUGGCUCGUGGUAUUGAUGUGCAGCAAGUCUCCCUUGUCAUAAACUAUGAUCUGCCGACUCAACCAGAAAACUAUCUUCAUCGUAUUGGACGAAGUGGUCGUUUUGGACGAAAAGGUGUUGCCAUUAACUUUGUGACAAAGGAUGACGACAGAAUGCUUUUUGAUAUUCAGAAAUUCUAUAACGUGGUGAUUGAGGAGCUGCCAUCAAAUGUUGCUGAUCUCCUUUGAUGAGGUUCUUUUUUGUAAGUUUGUUGAGGCUGAGGAGGUUCUCUGAUUUUGCAAGUACUAUUUUAACUCCUUGUUUUUCUUUUUUGUUUCCUUUUUCCGUCUGUUGUCUCAAGUCAAUGUUAUUCUCAAACAUACCUGACCAAUUAAUCAUGUGAGGUCAUGCACCAUUGCAAGAUGAAGACUGCCCUGUGGUUGGUUUCUAUUAUUACAAGUUUUGUUGCUGUA
Messenger RNA from Mangifera indica (mango), 1636 nucleotides. Its product is annotated as eukaryotic initiation factor 4A-8. NCBI's taxonomy places the organism in Eukaryota, Viridiplantae, Streptophyta, Magnoliopsida, Sapindales, Anacardiaceae. The record is from RefSeq and is a predicted model, not a curated record. The transcript is spliced from 5 exons. Gene Ontology annotation, molecular function: translation initiation factor activity; RNA helicase activity; ATP binding. Gene Ontology annotation, cellular component: cytoplasmic stress granule. Bases 170 to 1411 code for a protein of 413 amino acids. Gene Ontology annotation, biological process: cytoplasmic translational initiation.